Molecule: messenger RNA, 2721 nt
Organism: Neoarthrinium moseri
Lineage: Eukaryota; Fungi; Ascomycota; Sordariomycetes; Amphisphaeriales; Apiosporaceae
Exons: 7
Coding region: 1-2721 (906 amino acids)
Biological process (GO): DNA-templated transcription; regulation of DNA-templated transcription
Cellular component (GO): nucleus
Molecular function (GO): zinc ion binding; DNA-binding transcription factor activity, RNA polymerase II-specific; DNA binding
Source: RefSeq, a predicted model, not a curated record
AUGUCGCCGACUACGAAUGACCCUCCGGGCAAUGGUGCAUCGAGAUCCGACGACGACCGGGGAAGCGACAACAGCCCGAACGCCGAAGGACCACCAGAGACCGCACCCCGACCGUCUGGUGGCAAUGCCAACGUCCCCAAGCCGAAGCGCCUGGCAUGUAUGAUCUGUAGGAAGAGGAAACUCAAGUGCGAUGGAAACAAGCCGAGUUGCAGCACAUGUACGCGCCUGGGACAUUCAUGUGCCUAUGACGAAGUAAGGAGGAAGAGUGGCCCGAAGAGAGGAUACGUUAAGGCUCUGGAGGAGCGAUUAAAGCAGGUUGAGUCGCUACUCAAGACCAGCGAUCCCGUUACCGCAAGUACAGAGACCAACAAAGCGCCCGCGAACUCGUUCGAGAACCGCAACCCUCCACUCCCUGCAACUGCCAAUUUCAACGUCUCUAACCCGUCAAUCAACAUCGCAAGUGACCGGGACAUGGACCGCUGGCAUUUCAACGGCGAGUCGCCGCCACCGCAGACGGCCAAUAUGGAGGAGUUCAACUUCGCCAGCAAUAUGCCCAUGCCGAUGGAGGGGAUGCCCAACAUGGCAAAUAAUUUCACGUGGGAGAUGAUUGGUCUAGGUCUGGAGGAACCUCUUCCACCUCAAGAGACAAUCGACGAGUUACACCAGAUAUACUUCGAGAAAGUCCAUCCAUCAUUACCCAUGAUCCACAAAUUCCGCUACUUGGCUGCGAUGAACUUAGCUCCAAACCAACGGCCCCCAGUUGCCCUACGCUAUGCGAUGUGGACUUUGGCGUGUGCAAUCACAGACAAGUACUCAGACCUAAAGGACCUGUUCUAUCAACGAGCCCGUAAGUAUGUCGAAGGCGACUACAUUAAAGGCUUCGGUGAACACAUGAUCUCUGUUGCUCAUUGUCAGACGCACGUGUUGUUGGCCUCAUAUGAGUUCAAGAUGAUGUAUUUCCCAAGGGCCUGGAUGAGCACGGGCUCCGCCGUACGCUUGGCGCAAAUGAUUGGACUGCAUAGGUUGGACGGCACAGGGCUCGACGUUAAGCAAUGCUUGCCACCGCCCCGAGACUGGACUGAGAGAGAAGAAAGACGACGGACCUUCUGGAUGGCGUUCUGUGAGGACCGAUAUGCUAGUAUAGGAACUGGAUGGCCGAUGACUGUCGACGAGAAAGAUAUCAUGACAAAUCUGCCCUCGACAGAAGAGGCCUUCGACAUGAGCCGGCCGGAGACCACGCUCACUCUGAACGAAGCCAUGAGCCCAGCUGGCGCAGGAAAGUUGUCGUCUUUUGGCGGCAUUGUGUUGAUGGCAUGUCUGUUCGGGCGGAACUUGAUCCAUCUGCACCGCCCCGAUGCUGAUGAUCGAGAUCACGAUCUAAAUGGCGAGUUCUGGAAGCGGCAUCGGAAUAUGGACAACAUCCUUCUGAACACGUCUCUUUGCCUCCCAAACCACCUCAAACUGCCGACUGGAAUCGGGAACCCGAACAUUGUUUUCACCAACAUGAACAUUCAUACGUCGACGAUCUGCCUCCAUCAAGCGGCAAUCUUCAAAGCUGACAAGAAUAAGUUGCCCGUCUCUGUUAGUGGCGAAAGCAAAGUGCGUUGCAUAACUGCGGCGAACGAGAUCGCCAGUAUCAUGCGGAUGGUGUCCCAUCUGGAUUUAUCCACUAUGAACCCUUUCAUCUCUUUCUGUCUAUACGUUGCUGCGCGAGUAUUUGUCCAGUUCCUGAAGAGCCGGCCAGAUGAUAGCCAGACGGUGGAUUCCCUGCGAUUCCUCUUAUCAGCGAUGAAUGCUCUGAAGCGGAAGAACCCCUUGACUGAGUCCUUCCUGGUUCAGCUUGACGUAGACUUGGAGGCUCUUGGAAUGAGAAUCCCCAAGCUCAAGUCUGUAUUCCCUAGAAGUGGAGAUAGCCCAUCUGUCAACCCAACAGUUGCAGCUAAGAUCAGGGCCCAGAACUUUGGUGCGGAGUCAUGUGAGAAGCGCAACGGCAUUCUCGCAUACAAGAACGAUUGCCAUUUCACGAAGUUGGUCGAUGACGAUGGAAAUCCCGCCACAGCUCCUGACCUGGUAACCCCAAGCGGGACUUCUGGUGCUCAAGCCCCCACUGGAUUUGACUCCUCAAAUCAAAGCUGGAUGACAGGGGAGCCACAAUCGCAUCAACUGCCCACUCGAGAGCGAAGUACUGGGCCGGAUGCAGCAUCUAGUGGCAUGCAUCCUUCCUUGUUUCAUAAUGCCCCAGCCAGUACUCGGUACACCCCCGGGUUUGUUGACUCUCAAAGCAGUGGCACGGCCGACAUGUCCGUCUCACCUCAUCCUGAGAGCGCGUCAAGCCGACCAACUCCUAACUCAAGUUCGGCGUCGGAAAACCGCAACGCAGCUUCGGGAGCACUGCCGAACUCGGGGCAGACGUCAUUCGAUGCCAGCCCUGUUGGGGGGCAGCAGCCGCUCGGCACCCAGGCUGAGCUGGAUGCUGCAACUGCUGCCUUCUUCUCUGAUGCCAACAACUUCAGCAUGCAGACCUCAGGGACUGGCAUGACCCCUGGGCGCUCGUUUGUCAUGCCGGAUUCGUCAGGCAAUGGGUACGGCCUGCCAGAGGGAUGGAACAUGAUGACACAACAGACGACUGGUAUGACCCCGGUAGCGGAGGGUGUGCUACGGCACCUGAUGGACAUGCCGCCAAUGGAUGCCAUGGAUUUGGGUUGGGACUCGGGGCAAUAG